UCUCUCCAGCUGUCUCUUCCAUUUCCGUCAUUUGUUUCCCCCUUUGAUUCUAUCUUGUACCUUUUUUGUACAUUUCAAUUUACGGUGAUUAUUGCCAUUUUUGAAGUCUUAUUUGUCGAUCUGGGGCUUACUCCACUGUCUUGAAGCUCCCUCUCACAGCUGUCGCCUCAUCGCUCUAGCGACAGCACCACAACCCUCCCAUAACACUUCAGCUGGUGAAGCGAGAUAUUUCCAUCCAAGAUGGUCGGACUUGCUUCAGCCGCUGGUCUUGUUGGCUUUCUCUCUGAGCCCGAUCCGGAGCUCAGAGUGUUUGCUCUGAAGACGCUAGACUCCCAGAUUGACCUGCUCUGGACAGAAGUCGUGGAUGCUGUUCCACAAAUAGAGGCACUUUAUGAAGAUGAGUCCUUCCCGGAACGCGAGCUUGCCGCCUUGGUUGCGGCAAAGGUUUACUACCACCUUCAAGAAUAUAAUGAGAGUAUGGUGUUUGCUCUCGGAGCAGGAAAGCUUUUCAAGUUGGAUAACGGUGGCGAGUUUGAAGAGACCAUAAUCGCAAAAUGCGUUGAUACUUUCAUCUCCCUCUCGGUUGCCCAACGGCCUGCAGCUGGUGACCAACCCGCCAACUUGAACACCGCAUUCCCGACCUCCGGUGAAGGUGCGACCAGCACUUCUGCGAGCCUGACAUCCCCGAUCACACCAUUCUCUCAGUCUGCCCUGCCAUCGAAAUCCUUGCUUUCUCGACAGGAGGUCCCUGGAGUGGACGCAGCCUACCCAGGAGGUGAAGACAUUAGCGUAAAGCAGGUAGAAACCCCACUUGUUUUGAAGCGAGGAGUCCAGGGUCAGCUGCAGACAGUCAUUGAGCGCUUGUUUGAAGACUGUUUCCGCCAGAAACGCUACCGCCAAGUGAUAGGAAUCGCUAUCGAAGCAAAGAGCUUAGAUGUUCUUCGCAAGACUAUCAUUCGGGCUAGCGAGGAUGAAAAGAAGCAGAACGGCGAGUCUAGACGGAGCGAAGAGCUCAUGGAGUAUGUCCUCGAUAUUUGCAUGGGCAUCGUUCAGGAGCGCGCAUUUCGGAAUGAGAUUUUAAAACUCAUUCUUGAACUGUUGAAUGAAAUCCCCGCGCCAGAUUAUUUUUCGAUUGCCAAGUGCGUCGUGUACCUGAACGAACAUUCCAUGGCAUCUGUUAUUCUUCGCCAAUUGGUUGAGAAGGGCGACGCACGUUCUCUAGCCGUUGCCUACCAGAUUUCCUUCGAUCUUUAUGACAACAGCACGCAAGAAUUCUUGAAGAAGGUUCGCGAGGAGAUUGCUGAACUUGUACCAGACAGCAAUGAGGCGGAAGAGACAAAGGAGGGUGAACAAGAAGAGCCGAAAGAAUCCGAUGCUUUGUUGGAAGACCAGUCUAGCUCCGAGCAACCUAAGUCCCUGGGCGCCGGUGCAAAACUCCCCAGUGAAGCACGUGCAGCAUUUAAGAACAUCUUGGACAUACUCGACGGCAUCAAGAGUAUCCAGUUGAAUUUGGAGUUUCUAUACCGAAGCAACAAGGCCGACAUUUCAAUUCUCAACAAGGUUCGCGACAGCUUGGAGGCUCGGAACUCUAUCUUCCACACCGCGGUCACGCUGUCCAAUGCCUUCAUGCAUGCUGGUACCACCCACGACAAGUUUUUCCGCGACAACCUGGAGUGGCUUGGCAAGGCCGUCAACUGGUCUAAGUUCACGGCCACCGCUGCUCUCGGUGUGAUCCACCGCGGUAAUCUCAGCCAGGGCCAGAAGCUCUUGCAACCGUAUCUGCCUAGGGAGCACAUUGCUGGCGUUGGAGGAUCUGGCUCCGUUUACAGCCAGGGAGGAUCGUUGUAUGCAUUCGGUUUGAUCUAUGCUAACCACGGUGGCAUGGCCGUUGAUCUCAUUCGUGAUCACUUCAAGAAGGCUACCGAAGAGGUCGUCCAACAUGGUGGAGCUUUGGGUCUGGGUGUCGCAGGCAUGGCCACUGGCGAUGAGGGUAUCUACGAAGACCUUCGGAACGUUCUUUACACAGACUCGGCCCUCAACGGUGAGGCUGUCGGUCUGGCCAUGGGUCUCGUCAUGUUGGGAACCGGCAAUAUGAAGGCUCUCGAGGAUAUGAUUCAAUAUGCUCAUGACACACAGCACGAAAAGAUUGUUCGUGGUUUGGCUAUGGGUAUGGCUUUGAUUAUGUACGGACGCCAAGAAGCGGCUGACGAGCUGAUCAAUGGCCUCCUCGGCGACCCUGACCCAACUCUCCGCUACGGUGGUAUCAUGACUAUCGCUCUGGCUUACUGCGGUAGUAGCAGCAACAAGGCUGUCCGCAAGCUUCUGCACGUUGCCGUCAGUGAUGUCAACGAUGAUGUACGACGGGUUGCAGUGCUGAGCUUGGGAUUCAUCCUUUUCAGAAAGCACCAGAGCGUUCCCCGUAUGGUCGAGCUACUCUCGGAAUCCUACAACCCUCACGUUCGAUACGGUGCUGCGAUGGCGCUUGGUAUCUCCUGCGCCGGUACUGGCUUGGAUGAGGCUCUUGACCUCCUUGAGCCAAUGCUCAAGGAUUCUACCGACUUUGUUCGACAAGGAGCUUUGAUUUCCUUGGCCAUGGUUCUGGUGCAGCAGAAUGAGGCCAUGAACCCUCGUGUUAGCAGUCUUCGUAAGGCCAUGAUGAAGAUGAUCGGAGACAGACAUGAGGAUGCUAUGGCCAAGUUCGGUUGCGCCGUUGCCCUGGGCAUUAUCGACGCUGGUGGCCGCAACUGCACUAUCAGCCUACAGACCCAGACUGGCAACCUUAACAUGCCUGGAAUCGUUGGUGCUGCUGUUUUCAUCCAAUACUGGUACUGGUUCCCUCUCACACACUUCUUGUCGCUCAGUUUUGCUCCCACCUCGGUGAUUGGUGUGGACCAGAAGCUUGAGGUCCCCUUCUUCAAGUUCCACAGCAACACAAGGCCGAGCCUUUUCGACUACCCUCCCGAGCAGCAGGUCAAGGCCGAGGAAGCACCGGAGAAGGUCAAGACUGCCGUACUUUCUACGACUGCCCAGGCUAAGCGUCGCGCACAGCGUCGUGAGAAGCAACAACGCCGUGAAAGCAUGGACGUCGACCAAACACCUACGACCCCCAAGGUGUCUGAACAAUUGCCGGAAAAGAUGGAAACCGACGAAGGUGCAGCCAAGGAAGAGGAGGCCAAGGAAGGCGAGAAGGGAGAAGGUCAGAAGAAGAAGGUCGAGCGUGAGAAGGUUGGAUAUGAACUCGAGAACAUGUCUAGAGUUCUCCCUGCUCAGCUCAAGUACCUCACCUUCCCCGACCCACGGUAUGAACCAGUUAAGCGGCCUACCGGUGGUGUGGUUGUCGUGCUUGACAAGACCCCUGAAGAGACACGAGAGACGAUUGAGAUGAAGGCGAGCAAGGAGGUCAAGCAGGCUGCCGCUGCAGAAACCCUACAGGACCGACUCCAGGCUGCUAUUGGUGCCGCUGCCAUGCAGACUCCUCAACGCGGAGCACGAGCUCCCCUGGGCACAGCCCCUAAUGACGAUGCAGGUGCUGCAGCCGCUGCGGGCGUCCUCAUGGCCGUGGAUGAGGAUGAAGAAGGAGGCGAAGAAGCACCUGUUCCGGAGGAUUUUGAAUAUGAAACUGACGGAAGUGACGAGUAAUGGGGGUAACGGCACGCACCAUUCCAGGUGCUGGUUGUAUUACUAGAAUAAUAGGGAUGUCUUUUAUCUUAAGCGAUGGCAGAGAUACUGCUUGAGGCAAUUUAACGUGAUUCGGGUUAAUUUACCUAAAUGCCUAUAUGUUUCCGUAUCUCCCACAGAUCCCCGGAGUAGAAUUGUUUCAAAUAGCACGAGUAGCAUAUGCACAGAGUCGAUUUCAACUGGAUUGCGU
Aspergillus wentii DTO 134E9 is the source of this 3868-nucleotide messenger RNA. Its product is annotated as proteasome regulatory particle base subunit RPN2. Lineage: Eukaryota; Fungi; Ascomycota; Eurotiomycetes; Eurotiales; Aspergillaceae. The transcript is spliced from 5 exons. Bases 241 to 3639 code for a protein of 1132 amino acids. The record is from RefSeq and is a predicted model, not a curated record. Gene Ontology annotation, cellular component: proteasome regulatory particle, base subcomplex; proteasome complex; proteasome storage granule. Gene Ontology annotation, molecular function: enzyme regulator activity. Gene Ontology annotation, biological process: proteasome-mediated ubiquitin-dependent protein catabolic process; regulation of protein catabolic process.